This is a messenger RNA of Microtus ochrogaster (prairie vole), 1046 nucleotides long. It is a transcript of the gene F2rl2, whose product is annotated as coagulation factor II thrombin receptor like 2. The record is from RefSeq and is a predicted model, not a curated record. Gene Ontology annotation, molecular function: thrombin-activated receptor activity. Gene Ontology annotation, cellular component: plasma membrane. NCBI's taxonomy places the organism in Eukaryota, Metazoa, Chordata, Mammalia, Rodentia, Cricetidae. Gene Ontology annotation, biological process: blood coagulation; thrombin-activated receptor signaling pathway; phospholipase C-activating G protein-coupled receptor signaling pathway.
GUAUGAAAAACAUCCCAGAGAACUCAGCCAAGCCAACCUUAACUAUUAAGACCUUUAAUGGAGAGCCCCAUACCUUUGAAGACUUCCCGCUUUCUGACAUAGAGGGCUGGACUGGAGCCACUGCAACUGUAAAACUGAGAUGCCCCGAGGGGAGUAUUUCAACUCUCCGUGUGAACAAUGCUACCAUGGGGUACUUGAGAAGCUCCUUAAGUACCAAACUGAUACCGGCCAUCUAUAUCCUGGUGUUUGUGGUUGGUGUGCCAGCGAACAUUGUGACCCUUUGGAAACUCUCCACAAGGACCAAAUCUAUCUGUCUGGUCAUCUUCCACACCAACCUGGCCAUCGCAGACCUCCUCUUCUGUGUCACGCUGCCAUUUAAGGUUGCCUACCAUCUCAACGGGAACAACUGGGUGUUUGGAGAGGCCAUGUGCCGGAUCACCACAGUCAUCUUCUAUGGCAACAUGUACUGCUCCAUUCUGAUCCUCACCUGCAUGGGCGUCAACCGCUACCUGGCCACCGUCCAUCCUUUCAUGUACCGGAAGCUGCCCAAACGCAACUUCGCUUUGCUCAUGUGUGGCUUGGUGUGGGUGAUGGUUUUCUUAUACAUGCUGCCCUUUGCCAUCCUGCAGCAGGAGUACCAUCUCGUCCAGCCAGAGAUCACCACCUGUCAUGAUGUCCACAACACAUGCGAGUCCCCGUCUCCCUUCCAGUUCUAUUACUUCAUCUCCUUAGCGUUUUUUGGAUUCCUCGUUCCCUUUGUGGUCAUUGUCUACUGCUAUACAACUCUCAUCCGCAAACUUAACGCCCAGGACCGCAGAUGGCUGAGGUACAUCAAGGCAAUUCUCCUCAUCCUUGUGAUUUUUACAAUUUGCUUUGCUCCUACCAACAUUAUACUCAUAGUCCACCACGCCAACUACUAUUACAACCACACUGAUAGCUUGUACUUUAUGUAUCUGAUAGCUCUGUGCCUGGGUAGCCUGAACAGCUGCCUAGAUCCAUUCCUUUAUUUUGUCAUGUCAAAAAUUGUAGACCAGCUUACUUCUUAG